GCCAGGCUCCCCCUGGGCUCGUGCGUUCUGCGCCCGCCGCGGCGUUUCCGACCGCCGCUCUCCUGAUUGUCCUUCGCGGCGGUCGCCGUCGCUGCCUCCUCGCCGCGGGGAUCGAGUGGUGGGAGGCCCCGACCCGCCGCGCUGGCGGCGGACCCUGACUGCUCAGAACAGAAACAACUUAUGCCACACGUAUGUUGAUCGGCCGCGUGGCAGUACACCAUUGAACUUGAGCUCCCUGCGGCUUUCUGAGUUAGGAGAGUGGAGGGCCUCUCCUCCCCAGCAGCCUGCGUCAUGCCAGCCCUGUCCACAGGCUCUGCUAGUGACACAGGUCUGUAUGAGCUGUUGGCGGCUCUGCCUACCCAGCUGCAGCCGCAUGUGGAUAGUCAGGAAGACUUGACCUUCCUCUGGGAUAUGUUUGGUGAAAAAAGCCUGCAUUCACUGCUAAAGAUUCAUGAAAAAUUGCACUACUAUGAGAGCCAGAGUCCUGUGCCCAUUCUCCAUAGUGCAGCAGCUUUGGCCGAUGACCUGGCCGAAGAGCUACAGAACAAGCCAUUAAACAGCGAGGUCAGAGAGCUGUUGAAACUGCUGUCAAAACCCAACGUGAAGGCUUUGCUCUCUGUUCACGAUACAGUGGCUCAAAAGAAUUAUGAUCCUAUAUUGCCUCCUAUGCCUGAUGAUAUUGAUGAGGAGGAGGACUCUGUGAAAAUAAUCCGUCUGGUUAAAAACAGGGAACCACUGGGAGCUACCAUUAAAAAGGAUGAGCAGACUGGGGCAAUCAUUGUGGCUCGAAUCAUGAGAGGAGGGGCUGCAGACAGGAGUGGUCUUAUUCGUGUUGGUGAUGAGCUUAGGGAGGUGAAUGGAAUACCAGUGGAGGAUAAGAGACCUGAGGAAAUAAUACAGAUCUUGGCUCAGUCUCAGGGAGCCAUUACAUUUAAAAUAAUACCCAGCAUCAAAGAAGAGACACCAUCUAAAGAAGGCAAGAUGUUUAUCAAAGCACUUUUUGACUAUGACCCUAAUGAGGACAAGGCAAUCCCAUGUAAGGAGGCUGGACUUUCCUUCAAGAAGGGAGAUAUUCUUCAGAUUAUGAGCCAGGAUGAUGCAACGUGGUGGCAGGCGAAGCAUGAAGGUGAUGCCAACCCAAGAGCCGGCCUGAUCCCCUCAAAGCACUUCCAGGAAAGGAGAUUGGCUCUGAGACGACCAGAAAUACCAGUUCAGCCCUUGAAAGCUUCCAACAGGAAAUCAUCUGGCUUUAGAAGAAGUUUCCGUCUUAGCAGAAAAGAUAAGAAAACAAAUAAAUCCAUGUAUGAGUGCAAGAAGAGCGAUCAGUAUGAUACAGCUGAUGUGCCUACAUAUGAAGAAGUCACACCAUAUCAGCGACAGAUGAAUGACAAAUACAGGCUUGUUGUCUUGGUUGGCCCUGUAGGCGUGGGGCUGAAUGAACUGAAGCGGAAGCUGCUCAUCAGUGACACUCAGCAUUAUGGAGUAACCGUGCCCCAUACCACCAGAGCAAAACGAAGCCAGGAGAGCGAUGGCGUUGAAUAUAUUUUCAUUUCCAAGCAUUUGUUUGAAACAGACGUGCAAAAUAACAAGUUCAUUGAAUAUGGCGAGUAUAAAAACAACUACUAUGGCACAAGUAUAGACUCAGUUCGGUCAGUCCUCGCUAAAAACAAAGUUUGUUUGUUGGAUGUUCAACCUCAUACGGUGAAACAUUUACGGACACUAGAAUUUAAACCCUUUGUAAUAUUUAUAAAACCUCCGUCGAUAGAGCGUUUGAGAGAGACUAGGAAAAAUGCAAAGAUUAUUUCAAGCAGAGACGACCAAGGAGCUGCAAAGCCCUUUACGGAAGAAGACUUCCAAGAAAUGAUUAAAUCUGCACAGAUAAUGGAAAGUCAAUAUGGCCAUCUUUUUGACAAAGUUAUAGUAAAUGAUGAUCUCACGGUGGCAUUUAAUGAGCUAAAAACAACUUUUGACAAAUUAGAGACUGAUACCCAUUGGGUGCCAGUGAGCUGGUUGCAUUCAUAACUAAGGGAAAUUUCCACAAUUAUCUUUGUAAGAUGCAUGAUCCAAUCAGUUACCAUUUUAGUGGCAGAGUUUUAUUGUUGUUCUUUUUAAAAUCUGCAUCACUGGCAUUGUAUACAAUCUUGGUAAAGUUGAGUACUAGUUGUAUAUCUUUUUUUCUUCCUUAUUUAAAACACAGUGUGUGACUAUAAGAUCUAUAAGUCCACAUUUUCACAAUUCUAUAUUCUUAGAAAAACUCUGAACCUUCUAAUGUCUUUAGUAUAACUCAAUCUGCAGUGUAAGAUUGAAUUUUUCAAACACAUCCCUAGACAUAGUAUAGACGGGAAGGAGUGCCAUCCUUCAGUGAGCCAGAUGUGGUGACCUUCACUUGGCACAUUGCCCUUGAAGGUAAUAAUUGAGCACCUUGAAUGGCUCCAGACAGAUAAGUCCCUUUGUUAUUUCCAAGUGAAUCCUUUUAAAUCUAAUGAGGCUGGUAAUGAGACAAUGUCCUCAAACUAUUUCAGAAUUGUAAAUGUUUCCUUGCAUAUGCAAUAUGUUCAUAACACAUACAUUUUACAGUCUAAAGGAAUAACUAAAAAAUGGACCUUGAGCAAGUAGUCUUUGUCUUACAGUGCUUACCAAUUCUAUGGUAGAAAAUGUAAUACAUUAUGCUAUCCAAACUGGCCUCAGAUUCCUGAAUCUUUGGCUUCAGCCCCUGUAGUUGCUGGGAUUACAGGCACAUGUCACCAUACCCAGCUUGGAAAAUAGACUUAAAAAUUAUUACAAACAUAAAACCCUUUAUGGUAUUAGUAAGCAUGGUGGUGUCUUAGGGUAAGAAAUGAUUACAAAAGACAUUUUUUUUUACUUACAGAGACUCAGAAGACAUUUCUGGAGUUAUCAGAAGGUUUUCUAUUUAUUUCAUUUUUCAUUUUCUAACUUUGGAUUUUCUCAGUAAAUCAUAAAUAUUCUAAAAUAUUUAAAGUGCAUUUUAUACAUUAGUGAUACAGUUAAAGAAACGUGGGCAUUUUUUCCAGUUUUGUACUUGAUCACAGUCAUUUAACUAACAUGUGUUUUAGAGAACUUUUUAAAUUGUACAAGGGAAUUUCAUCCAGAUAAGCAAUAGAUACAUAUAAUGUACUUUGAUCAAAUUCCCUGUCUGUAUUACUUUCCUAAUCACUGGGAAAACUUACCUGAUGUUAAUGUCUUUGUCACUAAAAUAUCAGACACUGUCAUAACUUUGACAUUGUUAAGUAGGAUAAGAACAACACUUACUUUGUAAGUGUUUAGAUGGAACCUCUUGUUUUCCUUUGUUACUACUGAUCUUCAUAUAGUAAAAACACUGCAGAUGCCCUCAAGUUCUGUUAGAAAACAUGCCAUCUUUGCAUGCAUGAAGUCUUGCCAGGGGAGAAUCACAGCUCUGUGACCUCCAAAAGAAAUGAUUUUUGUUGCUUUGUAAACAGUUUAAAUGUCAUGUUUAAAAUAAUAAUGCAAUUUUAUAUAUUUAUGAGAUAUCCAAGAGGCAUAUUUUUUAAUUAUCAAAUGGGGCUAUUCAUAAAUUGUAUGUAAAGAUGCAUAAUAUAAAAUAGUAGUUUUAUAAGUCAAGGUCAACAUUCCAUGUAAAUAUCUGACCUUUGCACACAGCUAGAGCCACACGUUCAUUAUACAUAUAUUGCACAUUGGGUAGCAUUUAUCACUGGAUUUUCUUCAGACACAUCGAACACAAGAAGCUAUUCCACUAGCUCCAUAUUACAUUCAUAACAGAAUAGCCUGACAGUCAGACUAAAUGUUACUUAAGUUUUUUGAUUAUAUAAAAACCAUUCAUUUAAAAAAGAAAAUAAAGGAAGCUGCGGAGCAGGUUUAUCCAAUAUCAUUCAUGCUACUUCAAAGUCAUGUGGCUGGUUUAAGAGAAGUGUGGUUUGAUAUGGGACAUUCUACUCUCUGAACAUUGACUAAAAUGUCUUCUUUUUCUUUUUUGGGCCAGUCCUAGAGCUUGAACUCAGGGCCUGGACACUGAC
Dipodomys spectabilis (banner-tailed kangaroo rat) is the source of this 4013-nucleotide messenger RNA. It is a transcript of the gene Mpp7, whose product is annotated as membrane palmitoylated protein 7. Gene Ontology annotation, molecular function: protein binding. Gene Ontology annotation, biological process: protein localization to adherens junction. The coding region runs from base 292 to 2022 and encodes 576 amino acids. The record is from RefSeq and is a predicted model, not a curated record. The transcript is spliced from 17 exons. NCBI's taxonomy places the organism in Eukaryota, Metazoa, Chordata, Mammalia, Rodentia, Heteromyidae. Gene Ontology annotation, cellular component: cell-cell junction; plasma membrane.